AUGAUCAUGAGCUCUUAUUUGAUGGACUCUAACUACAUCGAUCCGAAAUUUCCUCCAUGCGAGGAAUAUUCGCAAAAUAAUUACAUCCCAGACCAGUCCGGAUAUUAUAGCCGGACGAGGGAGUCCAGCUACCAGCAUCACCAUCAGGAGCUGUACCCCGUGCCACGACCCUCCUUCCCCGACCGCCCCUUCGGCUGCGGGCUCUGCAGGCUGCGGGCAACCCGGCCGCGCUCCAAAGGGGACCCGGGCACGCUGCAGGAGGCCAACACCUCUCAGAGAAAGCGCAGCAGCUCUGCGAGCAGGCUGCUCUGUCCACCUCCUCCAACUCCUUCCCCAGCCCCUCCAGCCUGCAACCAGCCAACCCCCGAGCAUCCCACCAGCACAGCUUCCAAACAGCCCAUAGUCUAUCUGAUGAAAAAAAUCCACGUCAGUACUGUGAAUCCCAAUUACAAUGGAGGCGAACCCAAGAGAUCCAGGACAGCCUACACCAGGCAGCAGGUUUUGGAGCUGGAGAAGGAGUUUCACUAUAACAGGUACCUGACCCGGCGGCGACGCAUCGAGAUCGCCCACUCGCUUUGCCUCUCCGCGCAGAUCAAAAUCUGGUUUCAGAACAGGAGGAUGAAAUGGAAAAAAGACCACAGGCUGCCUAACACCAAGUACGGGCAGCGACGGCAGCGGCUGCGGCGCCCCCGCCGCCCCGGCCAGCACGGCCGCGGCGAGGAGCUGCCCUCCGCCGCCGCGCAGGACCCGCGCACGGAGGAUAUCACCAGGUUAUAA
Gavia stellata (red-throated loon) is the source of this 777-nucleotide messenger RNA. RefSeq names its product homeobox C4 (gene HOXC4). Gene Ontology annotation, biological process: embryonic skeletal system morphogenesis; regulation of transcription by RNA polymerase II; anterior/posterior pattern specification. Gene Ontology annotation, molecular function: RNA polymerase II cis-regulatory region sequence-specific DNA binding; DNA-binding transcription factor activity, RNA polymerase II-specific. Gene Ontology annotation, cellular component: nucleus. NCBI's taxonomy places the organism in Eukaryota, Metazoa, Chordata, Aves, Gaviiformes, Gaviidae. The record is from RefSeq and is a predicted model, not a curated record.